Toxotes jaculatrix (banded archerfish) is the source of this 2954-nucleotide messenger RNA. RefSeq lists its product as uncharacterized. Gene Ontology annotation, molecular function: protein binding. The transcript is spliced from 10 exons. The record is from RefSeq and is a predicted model, not a curated record. Lineage: Eukaryota; Metazoa; Chordata; Actinopteri; Toxotidae. The coding region runs from base 136 to 1944 and encodes 602 amino acids.
ACGCUUCACACACAGACACCCUCCCUCUUCAAGGCACCCUGUGCGACCUCUCACCAUUGGCCAAGUCCCGGAGCCCUCAGCAUCUCCAUCACGGCUGAAGGGACCAUUCGGGAAAGCAGGAGACAGAGGUGGAAUAUGAGGAUGCUGGUGAGGCUCGUGUUGGGACUCCUCGUCCUCAAAGCAGUGGUGGCCAGCCCCAGACUUUCCCGACAAGUGAACUUGGACACAUACGACAGCGCCAACUAUGAUGAGGAUCUAGACAAUUUAAAUGUCGAUGAAUAUGAAGAUGGGCUGAUAAUUGAUGAUCCUCAGCUAGAGAUUGGAACACUGGCCCCACCUGACUAUAACUACCCUGUACCCGAGGUGGAACAGGAAGAAGAGGAAGAGGAGGAGGAGUUGCCCCUGAAACCCCAGCUCAUCCCUCAGGGUUCAGGGGGAUCUGGGGUUCUUAUGGGCCCAGACACACAGAAAGAGGUGGAGCUGCGUCUGAUGCCCAUUGACAUCCUUCAUGUCUCCGGGGAUUUUGGGGGUUCCGUAGGGUCUGGGGCCUCAGCAGCUUCUGGGGCUUCUGGGUCUGGAGACUCAGAAGAUCUUCUGGUCUCCAGUGCCUCUGGGGGUUCUGGUGACAUUGUCCUAAUAUCUGGAGCCUCUGAGGAGCUCCUCAGCUCUGGGGGAUCUGGAGAGUUCUUGGUAUCUGGGGAUAUCUUAAUAUCUGGGGAUAUCUGGGGAUCUGGGGAUCUCUCUGGAUCUGAAGAUAUCAUGGGAUCCGCAACUUCUGGAGCCUCUGGGGACAUUGGCUCUGGAGGUUCCGGGAUUUCUAUUGAAUUGCCCCCGGGCUCUGGAGGGUCUGGGGACCAGUCUGGUUCUGGGUUCUCUGGGGAUCUCUUGAUCUCAGGGGCCUCCGGAAGCUCUGGGGUUUCUGGGGACUCUGGUGAGUCCGGGGACUCAGGGAUAACUUUGUUAUCUGGAGAGGAGGAGCUGUCCUUCAUUCCCGACACUAUCCCCCAAGAGGCAUCAGCUGCUUCUGGGGAUUUCUCAGGAGCUUCAGGAAUCUCAGGGGCCUCAGGGGACAUUGGAGCCUCUGGAGACUUAGGUGUCUCUGGAGUCUCUGGGGGUUCUGGUGUCUCCGGCUCUGGAGACAUAGAGCUCCCUGAGGUAACUCUGGUCCCUGACAUUGACAAAGAGGAGGGGCUGCUUCCAACAACACCAGAAACCCCUCAGGAGGGUACUGGCGGUAUAGAAGGGUCAGUGAGCUCUGGAUUGCCAGAGCCUGGUGAACCUGACGAGCCUGAUGAGCCUGUGGUUGACAGACGAGGAAUGCCCACUUGCUUGCUGUGCACGUGCCUUGGUGGUUCUGUCUACUGUGAUGACUUGAAGUUGGAUAGCGUACCACCUCUCCCCAAAGACACCACUCACUUCUACGCACGCUACAACAGAAUCAUCAAGAUCAACAAGUCCGACUUCGCCUCCAUGAACAAGCUGAAAAAGAUAGACUUAACCGCCAACGAGAUAAGAGCCAUCGAUGAUAAAGCCUUUUUGGGUCUGCCUGAGCUGGAGGAGCUGGUGAUCCGAGAAAAUCACAUCUCACAGCUGCCUGCUCUCCCAGAGACCAUGACCCUGAUUGAUGCCAGCCACAACAACAUUGGCACCAAGGGUAUUCACAAAGAGGCGUUCAAAGACAUGACUGGCCUGCUGUACCUGUACCUAACAGACAACCACAUUGAUUACAUCCCUGUGCCUCUACCAGACAGCCUGCGAUCUCUACACCUACAGCGUAACAAUAUUCAAAUGAUGCACGAGGACACAUUCUGCAACCUGAAAGAUUUCAGCUACAUCAGGAAUGCACUGGAGGACAUCCGCCUGGACGGCAAUCCCAUCAACCUUAGCAGAACCCCGCAGGCUUACAUCUGCCUGCCCCGUAUACCCAUCGGGGAUCUCAUUUAACCACACAGACACAUACUUACACUCUUGCACACUGACUCCCACGAAUACAACCACAUGCACACAUCUUUGUACAUAUUGACACACAAGACAACACACACAGACAUGUACACCAUUUAUUCAUUCAUCAAACAUUCAAUCAGUUACUACAGCAUAUUUUAAAACUGUCAAACAUGCUGCUCACAUAUGCUACAGAUCAGUUAAACUUUGUGUGGAAAUUUAUGUUUAAUAAAAAUCCACAAACAUGUAAAGUAUGAGUCAGAUUCUGGUGAUCAAGCACAUAUACACUGCUCCACUGCACCUUUUUUCUUUCCUGUUGUUCAGACUUCUAAGCCAGGUAUAACACAAAAACACAUACACACUGAAACAGUCUGGACCCUCAUAUGAACACACACACAUAAAUACACACACAUGCACACGAGAACUUUGUCAAAAGCCAAACUGUUCCUCAACUUGAUUAAAUGUAAACAAUAGGUGUCAUUUGGAGAAAUCAGUUUAUUGAAAACCCUCAAACAACAUGUAUGUCUCUGUUUAGUGCCUGUUCAAGACUGGCAAAAAACACAACCAGUGAUAUUGUUUAAAGAUGUUUGUUUUGUAAAAAUAAAUAAUAAUAUUAAUAUUAAUGAUGAAUCUAACACUUUUGGAAAUGUAUACUAGCAUAAACUUAUUGAAGCUGGAGCUUAACAAAAGGAAAAUUGAGUAUCUAAUGCAAUAAAAGAAGCAUUUAAACACAAUCAUUUGUUGUAAAGUCUGUAAUAUAAAAAUAUAUAUUCUGGAAAAAAGAUUUUUUACAUGAACUGCAAUAUUUGGUAUAUUACAUUUCAAAAAGUGAUGUUUUAACCAUGCACAAUAGCCUAUACCAAAGACUCUAAUGUCUAGGGUUGACCAAAUAAAGACUAUUGUUUCAUUUGGGAGGGGGGUUGUUGAAUUUGAUUGUGGAUGGGGUUGAGAAUAAUGCUAAUAGCUUGCUAUUGUGUGCUCUGUAUGGAAUAACCACAAGUGAAUAAAGAUUU